GUAGGUUGGUACUUGUUAGCUGGCCGAGUGAGAAUCUGUCACUUUCAUAAAGUUAAAACUAAAGAAAAUUCGUAUUUUAUUACUUCGCUGUUUAUGAAGUAAAUAAUUAUGGCGAACGUGAACACAGGUGAACUUUUGGACUUUCAGGACUAUUCUCCUGAUCAUAAUAGUCGUAGUGCCCGCAUUGACGUGGAGGCAGUGCACACAAAUCAAUACAACAACACUAUGUCAAAUCCAAACUAUAGUUUUGAUGAGCCCAAAACGAUUGAAGAACCAGAGGCUGCCCCUCAAACAAACCACAACUUUUGGACUAUAGAAUACUAUCAAAAAUAUUUUGAUGUACACACUAAUGAGGUGGUUGAACGGAUUAUUUCCUCUGUUCUACCCCAAAAGGUGUCCCGCAACUACUUUGAUGAAAGGAUCAAGGGAAAACCAGAUUUGUAUGGACCUAUUUGGAUUUCUGUCACCCUGAUAUUCACAAUAGCAGUAAGUGGUAACAUAGCUAGUUACUUGCACAAUGCAAACAAAAAAGGAUUUGUUUGGCGCUAUGACUUCCACCUGGUGUCCAUUGCAGCUACAGCCAUCACCUGCUAUGUGUGGAUUGUACCUCUGGCACUCUGGGCUGCCUUGAAAUGGACCAGCACUACAGAUGGUCAUGAUGAGAUAGAAAAUCAGGAUGCAAAAUCACCGACAAUGAUGUCAUUAUUCUGCCUAUAUGGAUAUUCUCUCUCCAUAUACAUACCCGUAGCAGUAUUAUGGACCAUCCAAGUAUUCUGGCUGCAAUGGCUCUUCGUUCUGAUGGCUGCUUUUGUCUCCGGAGCCGUCCUGAUUUUCUGGCUAAUGCCUGCGUUAAGAAAAUCAAGAUAUUUCCUAGUUCUUAUUGGAUCUAUUCUUGCUUUUCAUUUCCUUUUAGCAGCUGGUUUUAUGUUGUACUUCUUUCAUCAGCCUAACACAGCUGAUGACACAAUUGUAACAACAGUUAAACCUUAAUUGAAUUGUUUGUAGUUUAUUUUUAACACUGGAGUCAUUAUUUAUAUGCUCUAUUUAUUAUAAUAUAACUUACAUUUGACUUUUUCAUUUCAUUAUGCUAAGUACAAUUUUGUAGUGCUAAAUACAAAAUGUAUUAUAGAGCAUACAGAUUUUGACUCAAGAAAUCAUUUAUUUAUACUAUAGGUAGGCAUAGAAAUUUGUGAUGGGGAUGACAAUGGUGCAUCCUGCUUACGGUAUGCCAUCUUAAGUAUUGAAACAGUGAUAUAUUUGUACUUUCCCGUUAUUUUAAUUUAUAUAAGAUAUUAUAACUAACUCAAGUAAGCAAUGAGUUUCAAUGUAUUUUUGACACACACAGGUGUGAAAAUUACUCUAUAUAUAAUGUUGCCUAUCAAUUUCGAGCCAUAGUUAAUGCCUCGAAAGUGUGUAAAAAUUUAU
Molecule: messenger RNA, 1425 nt
Organism: Spodoptera exigua (beet armyworm)
Lineage: Eukaryota; Metazoa; Arthropoda; Insecta; Lepidoptera; Noctuidae
Source: the annotation of a GenBank genome assembly